UUUUUUCUUUCCCCCCUUUUUAUUUCACUUUCAGAUCAUGCUACCUCAUUCACCACAUCUCUGCCUCUGCCCUGAGAUGUGGCUCUAGAUUAUAUGCAGGUAGAGGUAUUAUCAAAUCACCAAACUUUCCUGGCAAAUACCCCAGUGACAUCAGCUGUGAAUGGACACUCAUAUCCGAGGAUAAUGGUCAUGUGACUUUAACUUUUGAAGCAUUUGAGUUGGAAGAAAGUCCAGGAUGCUAUUAUGACUAUGUGGAGGUAUAUGAUGGUGAAAGUGCAAGAGAUGUUUUACUUGGUAAAUACUGUGGAACAAGUAAACCACAAACCAUCACUUCAACAUCUCAAAUGCUCUUUGUGAGGUUCAUCACAGAUUCAUCUAUAGAGAGACUAGGAUUCAGUGCCAAUUACAGCACAGGAUGCUCAAGGACAUUCUUUGGUCCAAGGGGUACCAUCAUAUCACCAAAAUACCCAGGAAACUACCUUGAUAAUCUUAACUGUGUCUUCAAGAUUGUGGUUGGUAGACACAAAGUGAUACGUCUAGGUUUUAGAACGUUCUCUGUGGAGGGGGGUACAGCAUAUUGUAGCUAUGACUAUCUGGAGAUCAGAGAUGGAUCAUCAUCAGAAUCAAAGUCAAUUGGGCGUUUUUGUGGUGAGGAGGAUCCUGGUGUCUUAGUAUCUACUGGUAACACCAUGAUGUUAAGGUUUGUCACCGAUGAAUCAGUCAAACGUCAAGGAUUCAUGCUAGAAUAUGAAGCUAUCGCCGUUGAUGCAUCAGCUACUGAUCCCUGUAUGAUAGACAAUGGAGGUUGUAGUGAAUACUGUCGUGUAGAUGGAUAUGGCAAUGCAGUAUGUGCAUGUCCAGAAGGGUAUGAACUGGAUGAAACUCAAAAAGGAUGUAUUGAUAUUGAUGAAUGUCUACUAAGUGAGAGUUGUCCACACAUCUGUGUAAAUCUUGAAGGUACCUAUCGAUGUGAAUGCAUCUUAGGUUUUGAGGUAUCUACCAAUGGAAAGGCUUGUGAUGAUGUGAAUGAGUGUUUGACUGAGAAUGGUGGUUGUUCACAAAGUUGUUUCAACACAAGAGGUUCUUUCUAUUGUGGUUGUACUGAACCUGGAUCUAUCCUUGGUCAUGAUGGACGCACUUGUUCACCAGAGACUAUAGGUUCAAGUUGCCGUGAAAAUAAUGGUGGCUGUGAGCAAGUUUGUCAUGAGAGACUUGGUGGUCACUACUGUUCAUGCCAUGCUGGUUAUAAUCUAGGAUCCAAUGGAGUCAAUUGUUCAGAUGUUGAUGAGUGUUUAAGACCUGCAUCAGAUUUCUCUACAUACAGCAAUCAUUGUAAUCAGAGAUGUAUUAAUACAGCAGGUAGCUACUAUUGUGACUGUCAUGAGGGAUUUGAACUUAGUCCAAAUGGCAGGGUCUGUAAAGAUAUUGAUGAGUGUGCUACUGAGCUGAGGUAUCAAUGUGAACAUGACUGCAUCAACUUUCCUGGUGGAUUUCGUUGUCAAUGUUUCCCUGGUUUCCGUGUCUUACCGAUGGCAUCAACCAUUCAAUGUGAAGAUAUCGAUGAGUGUGAAACUCAACCAGAUGAUUGCCAUGUUUGUACUAACUUUGAUGGAGGAUUUGAAUGUUCCUGUCGAGAUGGCUUCAUAACAAAUGACAAUGCUACGAGCUGUCUUGAUAUAAAUGAAUGUGAUAUCAACAAUGGUGGAUGUCAACACGUUUGUGUAAACCUCCCCGGUAGCCAUGAAUGUCGUUGUCGAUCAGGUUUCCAAGGGACGGAUCCUUCUAAUGUUAUCUGCGUUGAUAUUGAUGAAUGUGGAGCUGAUAGGUCUGGACCAUGUGAUCAUCUUUGUGCAAACAAUGAAGGCUCUUUCGAAUGUACUUGUCGUAGUGGGUUUUACUUGCGAGAGGAUAGACUGACAUGCAGCGACAUCAAUGAAUGUCAGGAUAACAAUGGUGGAUGCAGUCAACAAUGUAUCAAUACACCAGGUGGAUCAGAAUGCAGGUGCUUUGAUGGUUUCCGUUUGAGAAAUGGUGAGCUUCUUGACUCUGAUAUAUGUAUUGAUAUUGAUGAAUGUCAAGAGAAUACACAUGAGUGUGUAGCAGCUGAGGAAGCAAUAUGUGAGAAUACUCAAGGCAACUAUACAUGUAACUGCCCUAAUGGAUUCUUCACAUUUGAAUGGUUACAUUGUAGAGACAUAGAUGAAUGUAGUAAUUCAUCUCUCAAUACUUGUCAACAAGUGUGCAAUAAUUUACCAGGGAGUCAUUCUUGUUCUUGUGAGGAAGGUUACAUACAAGUCAACGAGUCUUAUUGCAAAGACAUCAAUGAGUGUGAUAUGGGACUAUGUGAUCACAAUGACCUGUGUGUUAAUACAGAUGGGAGCUUUACAUGUCGUUGUCAUGAUGGUUUCUAUCUGACAUCAGAUGGUUUGUCAUGUUCAGAUGUUGAUGAAUGCAAGGUUAAUAAUGGAGAAUGUCAACAGAUAUGUAUCAAUGAUAGAGGAGGACAUAGAUGUGACUGUGAAGAAGGCUAUGAACUCAAAAAGAAUGGCAGAUCAUGUAGAGACAAGAAUGAGUGUGAUACAGAGUAUGCUUGCUGUAAUCAACUACACAACUGUGUUAAUCUACCAGGCACUUACACAUGCAGCUGUGAUCCAGGCUUCUACAUGGAUGCUGAUAACUGUACUUGUUUAGAUAUAAAUGAAUGUGAAUUGAAUAAUGGUGGUUGUGAUCAUAUCUGUACUGACUAUCCAGGAGGAUACAAUUGUUCCUGUAAUGAGGGGUAUGAACCACAUCAUAUUGCAUCUAACAGGUGUAGAGAUAUAGAUGAAUGUGCUACGUUAAAUGGAGGAUGCGAUCAUUUCUGUUCAAAUUAUCCUGGUGGCUAUAAUUGUUCCUGUCAGGGCAAUUCCAAACUCAAUGUGGAUGAACAUACGUGUAGCCCUUGCCCAACAUGUGAAAACUUUGAAGAAUUACAAGGGAUGUUAAUGGACUUAAAGCUGAUGAUUGAAUCAAUGGAAAAGACUAUCACAGGACUCAGAAAAAACAACACACAACUUGAAAUGAGACUACGGAAAGUUGAGGACUGGCAAAGCGUGGAAUCAACCAAGAAACUUCCUGGCGAUAUAAAUGUUAUUAACUGAUCCUUAUCAUGUAAAUGUAUUUUCAUACCAACUGUGAACAUAGUGUAUAUAAAUCAUGUAUGAAUACUAUAAAUAUAUUUAAAGUGAGGAAUGUUUGUAUGAUGCAGGGUGAAGUGUGACUAUGUUGUUUUUGGACAUGUAUUAUGGUUCAGGGAGGUUAUAUUUUAAGAAAAUCAUUAUACAGAGUAAGUUAACCAUACAAAUCAUCACCUAACUGGCAGAAGGAUGUUAGGGUCUUACGUGUAUGUCAAUUUUCAUUCCUGUUGGUCAAGCAGAAGGACGUUAACCCUCAUGCACACUGUACAUUCACUUUGUGUGCACUUGAGCUGAUGCCCUUCUGCCAGAUAGGUGAAAUUACAAUGAAUAUGUUUAGUUUUAUUAUCAAACUAUGCAAUGAAAAACUGGAUGUAUACAAAAAAUGGGAAACACAAAUAUUAGUUAUGAGAAGAUUACUAAGUAAGUGAUGAUCAAAUUAUAUCACUUCUAAGUACAACUUUAGUAACAAAAAAAAAGUAUGUUGAGUAGAUUUCUAUUACCAUGCGUGACUGAACACUACUAUUUGAGAAAAGACCAGUGCAGAUGAGCAGUUGGUUCUCUUUCAAUGCAUGUAGAAUGGGAAUUAUUUUCAGGACCUAAGAACAUUUCUUCAAUAAAAAAAAUGUUUUUGUGUUAGAAUUGAAGCUUCUCAAUGUUUUGUUUUAAAGUACAAAACUCUUCGAAAAAACAUAUUAUGAAAUACUAAGAGGGGUUUAAACUCCUUAUGUUUUUAUUAUAUUACAGGUGCAUACAUGAAUGUUCAUUUUGUCAUAUUUUAAGUAAGGUGUUCAUUGGGGCAUCAUCCUAUACACUAAAUUGAGGUAUCAUGCCAAUAAAUUUUACUUUCAAGUAAUAUUUAUUUGUUGUGAGAUUUGUCACUAACUUCAUAUUUUUUUAAUCAAAAUAUAGUAUGGAACUUUGGGUUUCCAUUUAUACACCCAUUCGAUGCUUUUCUCUCUUGAUGUAUUUUCAGUGUGAUCCAGACAGAAACAUAUUUCAAACAUAUUGAGUGAAUAAUCUUCUUUAUUAUUUUACUUUUCUUUAAAUCAUUUUCUCAAGGUAAUUUUUUUUUAAACUAAAUUUUUCUACUGAUUUCCAAAUCUUAAGAAUUUUAUUGAUCCCUUCCGUUUACAACAUAUUGAUUUAACUUCUCUAGCACACUCAGUGCUGGAAAUGGUGUUUGGGUAAUUUGCUCCUUAAUUAGAAGAGAUUAUUGCUAUGUAAAUACCCAUUAUAAUCAUUAUUGUAAUUACUAUGUUAAAUAGUAAUUAUUAUAAUAAAAGAAAUACCAUCUUUAAUAUCUUUUUCAUUAUUAUUGUAUUAAUUGUAAGAUUAAAGUAUUUUUAUUGUAUUUUUUCAACAUGAAAAUUCAAGGUUGUAAUAAUCGUAAUCCGAUCAAGAAUGUGAGAAGUUUUAUCACUCAAAAAGUGAUCUUAUGGUUAAGGACCCUAACCAAAGCAAAAAUUGAUAUUUACAAAUAGACCAAUCAAAAUCAUAUAAACUACAAAGUUCAACAAUGCCAGUUUUAUACAUUUCACCACUUGCCAGCUGAGUAUUUGAUCAAAUUCGUGGGGUUCAGAAAUGUAUUUUAUUGAUCUUAUCACCAACCUGAAGUCUGUGACAUUCUAUUUCAAGUGGGCUGAGAAUACCUAAGUUGGCCCUUGCAAAAACUACACAAUUUUUUUCUCCCUAUAUUAGCACAUAGAAAUGUCAUAGAAGGCAUUUUCAGCAUGCUUGAAUGAAUAAUAUAACCUAAUAUUAGAUAGCCAAGACAGAUAGCCAAGCGCGAUUGGUCCAUAGCGCGUCACGUGAUAUGAUCGAAAUCAAUG
Molecule: messenger RNA, 5005 nt
Organism: Lytechinus variegatus (green sea urchin)
Lineage: Eukaryota; Metazoa; Echinodermata; Echinoidea; Temnopleuroida; Toxopneustidae
Product: fibrillin-3-like
Exons: 23
Coding region: 345-3140 (931 amino acids)
Molecular function (GO): calcium ion binding
Source: RefSeq, a predicted model, not a curated record